This is a messenger RNA of Micropterus salmoides (largemouth bass), 3214 nucleotides long. RefSeq names its product endo-beta-N-acetylglucosaminidase (gene engase). Gene Ontology annotation, molecular function: mannosyl-glycoprotein endo-beta-N-acetylglucosaminidase activity. The transcript is spliced from 15 exons. Gene Ontology annotation, biological process: protein deglycosylation. The record is from RefSeq and is a predicted model, not a curated record. NCBI's taxonomy places the organism in Eukaryota, Metazoa, Chordata, Actinopteri, Centrarchiformes, Centrarchidae. The coding region runs from base 185 to 2353 and encodes 722 amino acids. Gene Ontology annotation, cellular component: cytoplasm.
UCAGAGGAACAGUGCAGGAAACUGGACAGGCCCGUUGUGUUUAGAGGGAGCUGUUCAGCACCAGUAGUUAAGUUACAUGCAACUUACCACUGAAGGGACAUAACAAUAAAGCCAAUGGCCUGGUCAGCUAUAUUGUUCCCGGACUGCUGCUGCUUCCAGUGGUUUCCCUGCUAAAUUCAAUGAAAUGGCAACGCAUGUGGGUGGAAACAAGCGUCCCCUACGAAGGAGACGAGAGGACGGAGAGAAUAAUGUCAGCGCGAAGAGGGACAAACCUGGAGCCAGUCGGUUGGAGUCUUGUUUGGAUCAGCCAAUGGAUUCAGACAGUAUCCAUGAAGUCAUCAAGUAUACGCCCUCACCGCUACCAGCCAAACAUUAUGAUGCCGAUACCACUGAACCAAUCAGCUGUGGGCUUCUGACUUUGGAGGAGCUGUUGUCGUGGAAACGAAGCGAGGCAAACCCAUUUGUGGGAGUGGUGCCUCUGGCACCUCGGGCGCCUUCUCUGGCCAGUUGUCCACGUCGGACCCUGGUCUCUCAUGACAUGAUGGGCGGCUACCUAGACGACAGGUUUGUCCAGGGGACAGUUGCAGAGGCUCCUUAUGCCUUCUACCACUGGCAGUACAUUGAUAUUUUCAACUACUUCACACACAACCUGGUGACUAUUCCUCCUGCUGUGUGGACCAAUGCCGCACAUAAACAUGGAGUCGUUGUUCUAGGGACUUUCAUCACCGAGUGGACUGAUGGCGCAGAGAUAUGCAAGGCCUUCCUGAAAGACGAGGAGUCGUACCGGGCAGUGGCUGAUAAGCUAGUCCAGAUCAGUCACUGUUAUGGCUUUGAUGGCUGGCUCAUUAACAUAGAGAACCCCCUCAGCGAGGUUACAGUGAAGAACACGCCUUUGUUCCUGCGCUAUCUGACUGACCAGAUGCACGAGCGAUUGUCCGGCAGCCUGGUCGUGUGGUACGACAGUGUGAUCGAAAACGGACAGCUAAAAUGGCAAAAUGAACUCAACCAGUCCAACAGGAUGUUUUUCGAUGCUUGUGAUGGUUUAUUCACCAACUACAACUGGACGGAGCAGAACCUGGAGUGGAUGAGUGAAUUCAGUGGGGUCCAAGGCCGCCAGGCUGAUGUCUACAUCGGGGUGGAUGUGUUCGCCCGAGGCAAGGUGGUGGGAGGAAUGUUCGAAACAAAUAAGGCACUGGAGAUCAUUCGGAAGCACAACUUCUCUGCAGCCAUCUUUGCUCCGGGCUGGGUGUAUGAGACCCACCACGAUAAGACCGAAUUUCGCAAGAACCAGGACAAGUUCUGGGCUCUUCUGUCAGACUACCUGUACAUCCAUGGGCCAGCCUCGUCUCUCCCCUUCAUCUCCUCCUUCUGCCAGGGCUUUGGGAAGGCUAUCUACUGGAAAGGAAAGCGUGAGGUGAUGAGGAGCUGGUUCAACUUGACUGCCCAGGAGAUCCAGCCCCUGUACUACCACACCGAGCUGGAGGGCCAGGGCUGGCUGAGGAGCCGCGGCUGCCCCGAGGACGCCUGGAACGGAGGCUGCUCACUGCUGCUGGACGGACUCAUCCCUGCUACACGCACAUCUCCAGUUUGUGCAAAGAUCUUCUCCCUCCAUGUACCCCUGGCAUCCAAGACUCUGGUGACCCUCGUCUACAAGCCAUCCACUGGGAUCACAGUUUCCCUGGAGCUGAAGACAGCAGAUGCCAGUCUUUGCACACACUUGGACGUCCAGGAUGUCAAACUUACCAGCGUGUCUCCUGCGGUACUGGAUGAGGGGCACCAGUUGGUGAGCCAGUUCUCUCAGCUGUGUGGCAACUUGAGUCCAGAUGGUUGGACUGUCAGGUGUUCGCAGUUGGAGCUCCGCGGCUGUGCUCUUAGAGAAGUGAGUGUCAACAUCCAGCGGGAUGGAGAGCCUCAGGACACACCUUUCAGCUGCAGGGUGGGAGAAAUCAUGCUUUUGGAUGUAGACAGUCUGCAAGUUCCCCCUGAGCGUGUUCAGGGCUUGUGCAUUUACGACGUGGUGUGGCUGCGCGGGGCUGGUACCUUGUCAGAGUCCACCUCUCCCUGCCUGUACCUCAACGCCACACUGCGCUGGGACUUCCCGACUGAGCUCAUACGUCACUUCAGGGUGUACUGGCGACGGCUGAGAGGACCUGAUCCCCGAAUCCGCUCAGGUGAGCUGGUUCUGGUGGGCCGGGCAUAUUCUAAUCUUUUUAGAGUAACGGAGCUGGAGGUGCCGGAACCACCCGGCCUGCUGGAGCUGGUGGUGGAGCCCGUGAUCAGGAAGGGUUUCCCGGUCCCAGAGAGACACUGGGGAAGAAGAAGCCUCAGCUAUACAGAUGACUUAACACAGUGACUUGACAUAACCGCUUCUCCUCAUGGAAACCAACCAUGGCUCUGAUGUGAAAAUCACCGUUCCCAAGUUGGAGCCUACACUUGGUUUUGGCUCAAAAGUUUUCCGGUUGGCUACUUAUUCCGCUGACAUCACAAAACUUUGGAUUUUGGGGGAGAAGGCAACGUGGGGCUGUCGAUCAAACAUGAACAUGUUGCUAAUGUGCUCGAAUCAUUCCGCCUUGCUUUAUUGCACCUACUGUAACCAAGCCUAUAUUUUCUGUCUGUCUACUGUCCACCUGAGCUUUCAGUCAUAUCACAUGGCUUUCAUCAGGGCAACAGAUUAAAGUACAGAGCAUGUUAACAGAUGACAACUGGGUAAAGAAGCUGAGGAACUUCUGAUAUGGUUAAAAGCUGCAGGAAACAACUAGUAUGUGGAUCUGAAAGAGUGUAUUUUAUUAAAUCAAGAGUACCAUGAGAAGAUUGAUACCACUCUUAAGUGGAUGAUUAUUGUACCCAAAUUUAUUAUUUCUCUCGUGCAGAUUACCAUCUGACUGACAUUUCAAUAUUACAUGAAAACAGUAAUGAAACGGACAGCUUCACUAUUUACUGAAUUUUGACUGUUUAAAAACAGCCGUUUCAAAUGUUUUCACCAUAUGCUGACCCAAAUUGAGCACCGUCAGACAACCUGAUUACUAUAAUCAAAUUGAGACAGUAUUUGUAUAGGGAUGAUUGUCCCAAGCAUUUUGAUCCAUACAAGCUGAAUCACUAACUGAUCACUUAUACGCGGCUUCCACUGUACUAACCUUUAUGAUCCACAGAUGUGCUUGAUAAACUGUAUGUUAGUGAUAUGUAUGCACAAAAAAAAAAAAAAAGUGAAGUGAGA